Molecule: messenger RNA, 1245 nt
Organism: Spirodela intermedia
Lineage: Eukaryota; Viridiplantae; Streptophyta; Magnoliopsida; Alismatales; Araceae
Source: the annotation of a GenBank genome assembly
AUGGCAGAACUGGACGACACAGCCAGCCCCGGCCACAACCUCCUCCGCGAGGUGGGUUCUUCCACAUCGCCGCCGGUUCCCCAGAAACCCGCGGCCAGUCUCCUCCCCAAGGCCGCCUUCCUCGCCGCCAUCGCCGUCCUCCUCCCCCUCUUCCCCUCCCAGGCGCCGGAGUUCUUCAGCGAGACCCUGCUCACCAGAAGCUGGGAGCUGAUCCACCUAGUCCUGGUCGGCAUCGCCAUCUCCUACGGCCUGUUCAGCAGCCGCAACGCAGGCGGAGCCGCAGAGAAGGAGCUCCCCUGCAAAUCCGGCGACUCUCCGCAGUCGUACGUGUCGGAGCUCCUCCAGGUUUCGCCGGUCUUCAACGACGACGACGGCGAGAUCCACGGCAGCCAUCCCCACCGGAGCAAGCUCCAGAUGUGGACCUCCCAGUACAACGGGGAGGAUUCUACAGUGCUGGUUGCAGAGGACGGCGGCCGCGGCGGCGGCGGCGCCGGCAGGCUUCUGCUUCUACCUGUCCGGAGCUUGAAAGGGGUCCCCGGCGAGAAGGCGGAGCCCGCCGGCGACGCCGUCCUCGCUUCCCCCAUUCCAUGGCGGUCGAGGUCGCAGAGGAUGGAGAUGGAGACUACUCCUCCAUUCCGACGGCCAUCUUCUUCCCCGAGGACUCUCUCGCCGUCUUCCUCUGCUUCGCUGGAGCCGAAGGCCAUCUCCGGGGAGGGCUCGUGGAAAAAGCAGAAGAAGAACUUCCACCAGCCCCCACCGCCGCCGCCGACGCCGCCUCCUCCUCCGCGUCCUUCCUUCUUCUACAAGCCUUCCUGCUGCUCCUCCGACGGCAAGGAAUCCCUCAGAGACUGCAAGGACGGAUCGAGGUCCUCCAAUGGCUGCUGGAAUGACAGGAUCCCGCUGGGGCGUUCUGUAAGAACAGUCAGACCCAAGGAGACCUUACCGGAGACGGAGACGGCGGCGGCGGAGCCGAACCCUACUCUGGCGCCGCCGGUCUCCGGCGGUUCCCCCGUCGGCGAGCACUGGCCAGAGGAGGACGAGGUGCUCGAAGGUGUCGUCGUCUCCGCCUCAGAGGAUUCAGACGGCGAUGACUCCGACCUAGCGACGCCGGAGGAGAACGAGGUAGACAAGAAAGCCGACGAGUUCAUAGCCAAGUUCAGGGAGCAGAUCAGGCUACAGAGAAUCGAGAACAUGAAGAGAUCCUCCGCCGGGAAGGGUGGCAGUGGCAGCCGGAGGAAUCCUUGA